AUGGGCAGCGUGGAUCGAGUCGAUGAUAGGACCUUUAGGGUUAAUUUGACGGGCGAUUCAGUUGUCAAGUUGAGAGCGAGUGUGAGGGAGAAGCUUAAGGAGUUCAUGGGGGAUUACACCGACGACACUCUUGUGGUACGGACUCUCUCAUUUGGCUUUUGGUCCCUUUUGCGCGUUGUUCUGAAAUUUACGAUGAUUGUUGGCCAGUUUUCAGUGGUUUGA
Messenger RNA from Prunus armeniaca (apricot), 222 nucleotides. The record is from the annotation of a GenBank genome assembly. Lineage: Eukaryota; Viridiplantae; Streptophyta; Magnoliopsida; Rosales; Rosaceae.